AUAUCCUCCAAUCAGUCUGCCUAAUUCCAGGACGUGUUAUACAGGGUGCUAAAAUCUCCGCUGAUAAUGGCCAAAUAUACCUGACCAGUACAGCUGUCAUAGAGAUUUUUAACCAUAUUUGUUCUCGUCGUUAUUAUAUGAGCUACAUCUAGUGUCGUGUCCAUCAGCAGUUCAUUUGUUGGGACCGUUUGACUGGACGGGAUCAUCUGAAGCGAGGAGCCGUCCUGGGCGUGUUUGCUGUAAGGUUAUGCGUGGACAACAGUGCCACAACACACACAAGCUAAGAUCUGUGUAUUUUAUGUGCAUGGCCCUUGGUGUGGGAGCACCAUGAGCGGGGAGCCUGAUGCCUUGGCUGUGGUGAAUCAGCUGAGGGACUUAGCUGCUGACCCCCUCAACAGGCGAGCUAUUGUUGAAGAUCAAGGCUGCUUGCCAGGCCUCAUUCUCUUCCUCGACCACCCCAAUCCACAAGUCGUCUACUCUGCACUAUUGGCGGUGCGCUACCUGGCAGAAUGCCGCGCCAACAGGGAGAAGAUGAAGGGCGAGCUGGGAAUGAUGCUGAGCCUGCAGAACGUCAUGCAGAAGGGAACGUCACCAGGCGAGACAAAGCUUCUAGCCUCUGAGAUUUAUGAGAUACUGCAGAACUCCAGCAGCACGGAGGGCGAACAGGCGGAAGCGGGCGCCUCAUGCCGAAGAAAAGCCCAGUUUUUCCUGGGCUCCACGAACAAACGGGCCAAAACAGUGGUGCUUCAGAUCGACGGGCUUGAUGAUUCGACUCGGAGGAGUCUUUGUGAAGAGGCACUGCUAAAGAUCAAAGGAGUCAUCAGCUUUACCUUCCAGAUGGCUGUGAAGAGAUGUGUGGUGAGGAUCCGUUCGGACCUGAAGGCUGAGGCCUUGGGAACUGCUAUAGCUUCAACCAAAGUCAUGAAGGCACAGCAGGUAGUGAAGAGGGAAGACGGAUCGGAGCUUGUAAUCCCAUUCCAAGAGGACUCGGAUGUGGUGGUCGAGGAGAACAUAAAUUUGCCGGAUUAUUUGCCCGAGGACGAGAGCCCGUCUCAGGAGCAGCACAAGGCUGUGACGCGACUGGGCUCCGUGCAAGAUGGCGUGAGCUGGCUAAGCACAGCUGCCAACUUCCUGUCCCGCUCAUUUUACUGGUGACCCGACGACUCCCCGCAUGCCCCGCCUCUUUACAGCCUGCCCUCGACACGCCAGACUGCCGAGCGCAUCUCGCAAUAAACUUAUAACUGUGUUCCAACUUUUAAAAAAUGCCACGACAGGCGGCUGUAAAUGGUACGCGAUCCAACCUGCUCCCAAACUCACAUUAGCGCUGCAUACGCACUACACGAGACACUAAAACCUGAGAGCAACCGGGAGAAGUUCACAGAAAGCAUUUUGUGUGUAUCUGCUCUCUCUUACUCACCUCUUUGUUUUGUUUUGUUUUUGUUUUUUUUUGGUUGGGAGAAAGUUUUUAAACGAUUCGCCCCAGAUAUUCCUUGUGGGUUUGUGUCUGUUGAGACUAAACACCCCGGGGUUGCGCCGAGUGGGUCGUACCUUUGCAGUUUUCUACAUUUCUAUGAAUUUGGGUGUUUUCUGAUGUGUUCUAACCCUUCAUCUCAGCUUUCUUGUACAUUUUUAAACAACUUUUUUGUUUUCAAUUACUUGAUAAUCCUAAUGUUACUAUUCAUCAGCACUUUUCAAAGCAUGCCUUUUUUUGAACCCCUUUCCUUCUGUGUGUGACUUUACUACGUAGCUUGUUGAUGCGAUUCAUUUUCACGGUUUUAAAUCCUCUUUAUUUGCUUCGACUGAACUUCUAAAGCCUUCUCAAGAUGUGAUUUUAGGUUUGAAAUGCGUAGUGAUGGUUCCAAUUUCACAUGAUACAUAAUUAAAACACCAACACUGGUUGGUGUGCAGUAAUAAUAAUUAACGGUUUAAGGGAAGUCACCACAAAAUGGCUGUUACUAUGUGUGUAAUACUAACCUUUUUUUGCUUGUUUGUUUGUUACAGCAUGUGCCAAACACCAGAUAACCUCGUUACACUAGCGAAAUAUGUUGUAAAAUAGCUCUGACCCUUUAGGAAUUGAUAUCAUAAGGUUGUCUUUUUUUCUUUUUCUUUUUUACCUUUAAGCGUCAAUGCAGUUUUCCAUUAUGCCAUGCUGACAAUAUUUAUACAUUUUCUUUCUGUGUAUUCCUAAAUCUAUAAAUCUGAAUGUUUUGUUCAGGGCCUUUCAUACUCAUGAUCAUUUUAGCGUGGGUUCACCUGCUAGCCAAAUGCAUGAUCCGGUCAAAUCUGACGGGAUAUGUGCCUGUCACCUCUGCAUGACCAUCCCCUCUCGCGCCUUUCUCUGAGAUCUCCCUGACCAAUGGUGUCUUUUAACAGUUUAGACGAUCGACUGACCUCACAUAUCGCAUUCAGGACGUCCAGUCCGCUCAGGGAUGUGUGUACGUUCUCCCGCAACGAUGGUUUCGUGUACGUCACCGUUGGGUUCAGUAUAGGGUGUUUCCAAAAGGAGACCUGCACACAUCGAUAUCAAAAUCUACAGUCUACACAAACCAACAAACGCCCUUUCCUAAAUGUUACUGUUGUUUUAUUGAAAUUGAUUUCAUUUUUCACCAUAUUAUGCUGGAAAACUUGGAUUGUUGUAAAGCAUCAGUGUUUGCACCCUUUUGUAUUUUUCCUCAUAAUUUGAAUAUUUAAUCAGCAAUGCUUUCAGAGACUUUUUUUUUUUUUUUUUUUUUUAAUUCACAUCAUGUUGGUUCACAUUAAGGAUUUGUUACAAAGACAGCAUUAGUGUACAGAAUUGAAUCCCCAUAAACAGUGGCGUGCUUCUAGUUGGGUGCAAGAUGAGAAAGAGGCCAUCAGUGUUAUAUUUAUGAACAAAAUCCAAAUUGAAUUGAGUUUUGCAUUUUCUGUAUUUUUAUUUCCCUCUUGUACUGUACAUCAUCCUUCCUUGAAGCGUUUUAAGCUACUGUUCACUGUUAUUCCAAGAACGCAUAACCAGAGCCCAUGGCAGAUGGUAGAUUUUAGUAGCUUCUCAUGUACAGUGCAUAUUCGCUGUUACAUACAAAGAGUUUUAGGACACACAAUUCUUGACUGUUCACAGUAAUGACAAGGAUUAUUAAAUAGAUAAAAUAAA
Molecule: messenger RNA, 3130 nt
Organism: Ctenopharyngodon idella (grass carp)
Lineage: Eukaryota; Metazoa; Chordata; Actinopteri; Cypriniformes; Xenocyprididae
Gene: armc1
Product: armadillo repeat containing 1
Exons: 7
Coding region: 328-1155 (275 amino acids)
Molecular function (GO): protein binding; metal ion binding
Source: RefSeq, a predicted model, not a curated record